Messenger RNA from Haplochromis burtoni (Burton's mouthbrooder), 559 nucleotides. RefSeq names its product small lysine-rich protein 1. NCBI's taxonomy places the organism in Eukaryota, Metazoa, Chordata, Actinopteri, Cichliformes, Cichlidae. The transcript has 3 exons. The coding region runs from base 111 to 359 and encodes 82 amino acids. The record is from RefSeq and is a predicted model, not a curated record.
ACAGAUGGGGUAUCACUGUCACCGCUGAAGCCAUUCGAGUGCCACUUAAAGUGCCAAGGCGAGAGCUGAUGAAAAUCUGAUCACUUACUGAAGCAAGAUUGACAUUCGCUAUGCCCACCAGGAAAUCAAGAUCCCACAGUUCCAAGUCAGCCAAGAAGACUAUGAGCCCAAAGACACCUAAAAAGAGGUCCUCAUGUAGUGCCAAAGUCACCACAACCGAGGUGGACAUCCUCAGCCCAGCAGCCAUGGAGAAUAUCUACUACAUUGCUCACAAUGCAGCAGACUGCCUGGCGUUCAGAGGAUUUGGGUGGCCAAAUUCAAAGAAGAAAAAGAAGGGGACAAAAAGAAAGAAAAACUGAAUCAUAAAUUUUGCCAAAGAAUUUUAACUGCUUUCCAAUGGUGACACCUACUGGAUGGAUUUGAGAUGACAGUUGGAGUGUUUGAGGCACUAAAUAAUUAAUUCUAGUAAAACUUACUGCAUGAGACUUCACUAUAUUCAACUUUAUUGUAUGGUUCAGAAUGAUGUUUGUACAACAACAAUAAAAACUUUGGCAGUUAU